AUGGCUUCAUUAUCGAGUGCAGAAUACGUAAAACUACUCAUUUCGAUUUCGAAUAAUAUUGAUUUAUACAUGAGUGUAACAUUUUUCGUAUUCGGUCUAGUCAAUGCGGUGCUGGUCAUUUUGAUUUUCACGCGACCUGCCUUUUAUAAAUCUCCUAGUAGUAUAUACAUAUUGACGCGAGCAAUAUGUGAUAUAAUUUUAUUACAUAUUGUAACGUUCUCUCGUGCCUAUACAGGUGGUACAGGUAUAAAUGCAACUUUAACCAAUGAAAUAUGGUGUAAAAUACGAGCAAGUAGCUUUAACUUGUUUACGUGUUUUUCAUUUGGUUGUAUAUAUCUCAAUGGAUUUGAUCAAUGGGUAUCCACUGCUAGAAGCGUCCAAAGACGACAAUGGAGUUCGAAAAAAUUGGCUUAUGUUGCUGUUUUAAUUCUCUUAAUUGUUUUAUUUGGAUUAAUUGGUAUACCCAUGUUUAUAAUAUAUUCGCCAACAGCAACAUCAUCUGCUUGUACUUUCAAAACAACAGCUUUUGCAGAUUAUUAUAAUUUCUUUUUUGCUCCCAUGGUCUUUUGUGCAUUACCGAUAGUAAUACCAGUUAUUUUUGGCAUCUUAACAUACCGUAAUAUUCGUUUAUUAACCAAUCGUGUUCAUCGUAUUGAGCAACAACUAACAAAAAUGCUUUUGUUACACUUUAUAAUAACUUCAGUAGUUUCUAUUCCUUAUGCUAUAUUUACUUUUUACAACGCCGCUACACUUCGUAUGCAAAAAGAUUCCUUGCGUUUAGCCCAAGAAUAUUUAUACUCAACUAUCACUCGAAACUUUUUUCAAGUUCAUUAUGCCGACACUUUUUACAUUUUUUUCAUCUCAUCCAGUGAAAUACGCGAAACAUUGAAAAAAAAUCUUUUACAAAUGAUUUGCAGAACUCGAAUAGUUCCUGUAACAGCAGAAAUGAUUGUUCAUCGUCGGCAGCAGGUGGUCGGUACUACAACACAAAGAUCAGUUCAAUCCAUUCCAGUUGUGUAUUUAACCAAGAGCUACGUUCAAUGA
This is a messenger RNA of Adineta ricciae, 1044 nucleotides long. Lineage: Eukaryota; Metazoa; Rotifera; Eurotatoria; Adinetida; Adinetidae. The record is from the annotation of a GenBank genome assembly.